GACAGUUUUCUCUAUUGCUCAGUUUCUUCACAAUUCAUUAAUUUUUCUUCCUCAUAACUUUUGCAUUAUUUACCCGCAUAUAUAAAAAAUAAAACGAGAGUAAAUAUUAAUUAACAAAUACGAAACUUAAGUAGCAGUGAGUGCGUCAAACAACAAGAUAAUGCAAUGUUCUAAGUCGUAAUCGUAACACGGAUACGGGCAGUGCUGUUUUCCGGAUAAUCGCAUAUAGUGUAAAAAUAUUAAAUUUCUAAUGACUUCAGCGUGAAUCCUCAGUCAAGUAAGUGCGCACAAACGAUUUCGUUGAAUAUCCCGAAUCGGAGAUGGACGACCUGGAGAGCCUCUAUUUCGACACAAUCUCGCUGGCCGACUCUGAGGCUGCAGCCGCCGUCGCUGCCGCACACCGCAAAUCACUCUCCCAAUCACGCAACACCAUCUACCACUCGGCCGUGGACCUAGCCGGCGAAGAUACACCGUCAAAGCGCCGCAGUUUGCGCUCAGAAAACGGCAGCAGCCGCAGCAAUGCCUCAGUGGCGGCAGCGGCGGCGGCGGCAAUGAACAAUCCGAACAGCCGCUUGCCAUACAAUCUGAAUUAUCGUCACUCAUCCGCUUUGGAGCACUACAACAAUAGCGCGAGCAAUGCGAAUGGCAACAAUGGACCUGGCCUGAGCGCUGGCGACCAAGCGGAUGCGGCUAUUGCGGCCCAAGUCAUGGCGAUGCACAACGGACGCACGCCAGCGUACGGCAACAGCAUCAGCCACAACAACAGCGCCGGCGGUAAAAGCAACAGCACGCCGCAACUGAAUGCCGAUGAGGUCUCUAAGCGUCUCUUACAAAGUAGUACAAAUACUAGUAAAGAUAAGAAAUUGCCAAUUACGUACUCCCAGUGGAAAUUUAGGACACGUCGACGCUUCCAAGAUGGCAAACGCAGUGUGGAUUUCGUCUUGGCCUAUAUCGGCGAUGAUGAUUAUAUACCCGAAAAUAGGCGAAAACGCGAAAUAUUCGAAACGAAUCUAAUCAAAGAGGGGCUGCAUUUGGAGCAUGACAAUACGCAGCGCAUACAUUUCAUCAAAAUACAUGCGCCACUCGAGGUGCUCUGCCGUUAUGCAGAAAUACUGAAGAUCAAAUUGCCAAUGAAGAAGAUACCGGGGCAGGAGCUUAUAGAAGAAGAUGAUUUUCGUAUCAAAAACGUUCUUACCACCACCUGCAGCCGCAUCUUUAGUUGGCUAAGAGUCAGCGCGGAGCGUCCAUAUCGCAUACACUUUGAGUUCUCCCGCAAUUAUGAGCAUUUAUUCGACUGGGAGCAACCGAAUUUCUUCGAUGCUGGCGUGCGCAACUCCAUCAUCAGCUUCAUAUUGGAGCGUCAGCAUUUCGUCGAAGGCGAGGAGACACCUGAUAAUUUGGGUAUUGAGAAGUUAUUGGAGGAUCGCGUCUAUCACAGUGCAUACCCACUGCAUGAUGAUACGGAUCGUGACUUCCUGCUACAAGAAUGGGCCACACUCAGCAAGUGGAUACACCUGCAGCCAUUGGACAGCAUAAAAGAGUAUUUUGGUGCGAAAGUUGCCUUAUAUUUUGCCUGGUUGGGUUUCUACACACACAUGCUAAUACCUGUCAGUGUGUUGGGCAUAUUAUGUUUCAUUUAUGGCAUUGUAACGUGGAGUAGUGAUCCCAUAAGUCGCCAAAUUUGCAACGAUAACCAAACGACACUCAUGUGCCCACAAUGUGAUCGCAAUUGUGACUACUGGCUCUUGGAGAAGACUUGUAACUCAUCGAAGAUGAAUUAUCUGAUAGAUAAUAACAUAACGGUGGUGUUUGCCUCCAUAAUGGCGCUUUGGGCUGUAGUCUAUCUGGAGCUCUGGAAGCGCUAUUCUGCCACUUUAGUGCAUCGUUGGGGUUUGACCACCUUCUCAAAGCACGUUGAACAUCCGCGUCCACAAUAUUUAUCAAAACUGCAAAAGCACAAAGAUAUCACAGAGCGUUGGAAGAAAAGCAAUAAUAUACUGGAACCCGAUGUGCCAUUUUGGCGCAUAAAAUUCCUGCCCAGCUUUACGAGCUACAGCAUUAUGGUCUUAUUUAUCUGCGUCUCACUCAUCGCCAUCUUCUCCAUGAUAGUCUAUCGCAUGGCACAGAAAGCAUCGCACAGCAUUUUGGGCAGUGAUAAUUCAAUGACCUACAAAAUAAUGGUGCUUCCCAUGACCGCCGGUAUCAUCGAUCUAAUCGUUAUCUCCAUGCUCGAUUAUGUCUACACUUCGCUGGCCGUUUAUCUCACGAAUAUGGAAUAUUGUCGCACUCAAACGCAAUAUGAUGAAAGUCUGACAGUCAAAAAUUAUAUCUUUCAAUUUGUCAACUACUAUUCCUCGCUAUUUUAUAUCGCCUUCUUGAAGGGCAAAUUCGUUGGUUAUCCUGCCAAAUAUAAUCGCAUCUUGGGCUUCCGACAGGAAGAAUGCAAUCCCGGCGGCUGUUUGAUGGAGCUUUGCAUGCAGCUGGUGAUCAUUAUGGUCGGCAAGCAGGCGGUCAAUGCCAUCGUUGAGAUGCUCUUUCCAUAUAUCAUGCGUUGCAUACGCAAGCUCUCUGCGCGUAUGGGCAUGCGCAAAGUCGAAAGCGAAGAGAAACUGAUAUCGUGCAAUCAGUGGACUGAAGAUUAUCACCUAGAACCAUCGAAUACGAACUCACUAUUCUCGGAGUAUUUGGAGAUGGUUCUGCAAUUUGGCUUCAUCACACUUUUCGGCUUGGCCUUCCCGUUAGCGCCGCUGUUAGCCUUAAUUAAUAACGUCAUAGAAGUGCGUUUAGAUGCCAUAAAAAUGCUUAGGCUCAUAAGACGUCCGGUGGCGCAGCGCGCCAGCAAUAUUGGCGUGUGGUACAACAUGAUGGCGAUCGUGGCGCGCAUUGCCGUUGCUUCAAGCGCUAUGAUCAUUGCAUUUUCCACAAAUCUCAUACCGAAACUGGUCUACACAACUGCCACAAAUGACGCAUCCUUAGAGGGUUAUUUGAAUUUUACGUUGGCGUACUUCAACACAGAGGACUUCCAGGUACAACCAGUGCUGCGGGGGAGCAUCUAUGAGAAUGUAACCUCCUGUCGUUAUACUGAAUUCCGCAAUUCUCCUUGGGAUGAACAACCAUAUAAGCGCCCCACAUAUUAUUGGAAAAUCCUUACGGGGCGUCUGGCGUUUAUCGUAAUUUUUCAGAACGUCAUCGGCAUGAUACAGGGCAUAAUCGCCUGGGCCAUCGCCGAUGAGCCGAGCAAACUGCGCAAGCGUAUCGAACGCGAAGGUUUCCUGCUGCGCGAACACAUUAUCGAGUAUGAAAAGAAAACGGCAGCCGAAAAGGCAGCAGCGCGUCGUGCCAUAGACGAAGCGCAAUACGAAGACGAGAAAUUGGAUUACUACGCGAACAACAAGGAGACGACGACGGCACAGCCGCAGACGGUGCAACGCGAUUAUGGCGACAAUGAUAAUGUCGUUUAUAGAAAUGAGCGCACAACGCCGCUGUAGAACAACGAUUUGCUAACUGUAAUAUACGCUAUAAAUAGUUUUACUUUGUAAGCCAAUGGCGAACGAAAUGCUUCUGCAUAACUGCUUUAUACAUUGUAUACGGUAUAACAUGGGUUAUGUAACGGCUAUAAUUAACAUAUAUAGAGGUGAUUGCGCAAGCACAAGAGCAAAAACAAAAGCAAAAGCAAAAAGUAGUUAGAAAAUAUGUUUGUAGGUGGUUUGUAGAUUUUUUAAUAGAAUUUUAUUUUUUCUGAACGCAUUUCGAAUAUUUCUAGACUGCAAUAAGAAUGCCGCAUGCACACACAUAUAUACAUACUGUUUACUUAUUUGAGCGUGUGUGUGUGUGAAUUUGUUGAAUUGAAAUAACGAUAUUGUUAGGUACUUAAAGUGUUUUAAGCUGCGACAUCACCGUUGUUGUGCAUGUAACUGUUAUCUAUGUAAAUAUAAAAUUAAAUUUUUAGUAAAAAACUGCUAAUUAGCAAACAAAAACAAAAACAAACCAGUGAAAUAGUAACAAAAAACUGCUCAAGAAAUAUUCAUAAAUUUUUCAUAGUAAUUUGUAAUAUUCAAGGAAAAAUUACAUACACACACAUAUAUACACAAAUGUGUAUGUAAGCAAGUAGGCUAUAUAAAGCAGCUAUUGCAUAGCAAAAGCAAUAAAAACAUUUAAUUUUAACGCAAAACCUGAACGCAUACGUCAAAACAUUUGUUAAUUAAUUGUAAAAUGGAAAAAUUGAUUUCUUUUUUAUCCGAUUCGUUGCAUUUUCAGCCACAUUUGCCUUAAAGUACGUGCAUAAAUGUAAAAAUUUAUAUAAAUAUUUCAUAUGUUUAUAAAGCAAACAGUUUGUAAUUGAGUCAAAACGCGCCACAGGUACACACGUACACACGUACACGAAUAUAUAAAUAUUUAUAUGUUUAUACCAGCAGAUGUGUGUCCAUUUUUCGUAGCAAUAGUACUGAGUAAAGGCUAAAAAAGCAUUAAUAAAUCACAAUUUGAAUAGAUUAACACAUUUUAAUACAAAAUGCUAUUUUAAAUUAGUAGACAAUUAAAUACUAAAAAUAGUAGCAGUUUUUAACGAAAUUAAUUCAACGCCAGCCAAACAAAUAAAUUAUAAAAUAUAAUAAUAGUAAAACUUAAUAAAAAUCAUUACAUAUAUACAUUUAUACUCACUCAAGCUGAAAGCAAGCAGUCACAAAUAUUUACAUAUGCAUUAGGGUGCGUAAAAAAAAGUAUUUUGAAUUUAUGGCUUAAAACUAACAUAUUUAUGUACAGAAAAAAAAAUAUCCGUGCAGGGCAGGUUUUUGUUUAGCUUAAUGAGGUAUUCUAGUCCAGUGGCGCGAAUUUCGAGCGUUUUUGGGCAAUUGAUAAAAAAAAAUUAUUUGAUAGUAUGUUUUCUAUCAAUUUUUUUAAUGGUAAAAAAAGCAUUUGGUAUUUGUGCUAUCCAAAUUUUUUCAUUUGUUUAUUUAUAUUUGAAAAGUACAGAAAAUUUAUUAAAAAAUAAAUAAAUUUAAGUUAUCUUUGCUUGAAGUAAAUGACGGAAAAAAGAGGCCGUGUUCUCCUCGCCAUGAUUUCACCCCUUGUGGUCAUCUGAAAAGAAAAACAAUGAUGGAUUCUCGAUACAAAUGAUGCUAUACUAAGAUUUAUCGACCUAAACGGUAUUAAAUCUCCGGAAUAACAGUCCGUGGCCGAAUAAAAUCUGGGUCAUCGGUAACGUAGAAUCAGCUGUUUUGGGAAUUGCUAUCUCAAAAUGCUGAAAAAUUGAUAUUUUUAAUAAAAUGUCAACUACUCAAAAAUAAAGAUCAUUAUUUUGACAACUUUUUGAAUUUGUCAAAAUUUCAAUUCAUAAUUUUUUAUUGCUAAAUAUGUGGUAAAAAAGAUUCAUGCCAUAUUUCAAACAAAUCGUCUUAUUAGAACUUGAAAUAUUGUGGCAACUGCAACCAGAUAAAUAGAAAAGAGUAGAGAAAAACGCAUUUAAAGUUUGCCACGCCACUAAAACCGCUGUAACUUCAGAAAUAAUUUGAGUUUUGAAAAAUCCUUUUAAGGAGAUAUUUUUUAAUAUCUGAACUGUCGUUCCAUGAAAAAAAUAAAUUUCCGAUUUCUUCAAAUUUCUGUUCUAGAAUAGCCCCUUAAUUUUAUCAGGUGUCAUAACUUUGUCGAAAAUGCCUUUUUGAACCGUUUAAGAUCAAUUUUGUUACAUCGCGGUUAUUGUAGAGCAUAAAAUUUCCGAAGAAAACCACCUUUGUCGAUUUUUUUUUUCAAAAGAAUAAUAGAAAUUUUAUAAACAUCGUUAAAGCUUCGAAAAAAUUCAAGUACAAAGUUUAUGAAAACAAAAUCACAUUAACAAAAACCAAAGUUGGCAUGAUUUGUUCAAAAGAUAUCAGUGAUUUUAUCAUAAAAAGUUGGAUAGAAUCUUUGAGCUGCUGGAGUUAUCACCGGAGUUUUUAAAUACUGAACCGGAACAUUUCACAAAAGAGAACAAAUAUAUGUAUAUGUAAGAACUUAUUGUAUUUUUAUUUUUUUCUUUCGGUAUUUCAGAACUGUUUUAUUUCAACCUAGGUUUCUUUGUUAAAUAUAAACAUUUUAAGCAAAAAAAUAAACACGAAAAUUGCAUUUUUUGAAUUUUUUAAUUUUGAAAAAAUUUUUAUGACACUUUUUGUGUUUCUUUAUUUUUAUUUUUUUUUUAUUUUAAUAAAAAAAAUCAUAUAAAGAAAAUUUUUUUCAUUUAUUUUUUUACACUCUUUUGUUUUUUUUUUUUAAUUUUCAAUUUUUUUUUGCAAUUUUUAAGUUUUUCUUAAUAUAAAAAAUCAUCUGAAGUACAAUAUACAUAUGUAUUUUGAAUUUUCAAAAAAUGUUGACAUUUUUUUUAUUUUAUUAUUAUUUUUUGUUUUUGUUUUUUUUUUAUUUUUUUUUUGUUUUUUUUUAUUUUAAUUUUUUUUUACACUGGUUUUAAUUUUUUUUAAUAAAUAUUUUUAAAUAUUUUUUGCUUAUUUUAAAAUUUUCAAUUUUCAAUAUUAUUUUUGACACUUGUUUUUUUUCGAGUAUAAAAACUCAUCCGAAGUAUAUUUUUUUUUACAAAAUUUCAUUCUCUACACGAAUUCGCGAUAAAGAAAAUUUUCGUCUAAACGUUUCAAACAAUAUGACAUCAUUAAUAAAAACAAAAUUUGUACAUACAUAUUUUUUAUAAAAAUAUGAGAAACUCUGAUGGCGAUGAGCAAUCUUUGAAAAUUCAACCUAAAAUCCUGCCUUUCAGCGAAUUCUUUUCUCUAUAUAUACAUAUAUAUAUAAAUUACAUAAAUUCGUUAUUAAUUUUUAUUUAUUUUUUUUUUUAACCACCCUAAUAUACAUAAAUACAAAAUGCAUACAAACAACUCGUGUACCUAUCAAAUUGCACUUCUCUUUCAAUGUUAACAAAACUAACCUAUUCGCAUACAACUACAACUACAACACUAAGAGCAUUAUUUACCAGAUUCUAUCUAUAUAUUAUAUAUCUGUACACAUACAUAUACACACAUAUGUAUGUAUGUGUGCAUACUCGUUAUGUAAUUAUGCUAUUAUGAAAUAUGUACUGUUAAAUGUCUGAAAAUUAUUUACGAACUUUUGUAUAUUUUAUAUGAGAUUUUAUUAUUAUGUGUGGAAAGCGUAAAUAUGUUCUAAAUAUAUAUAUAUACAUUAUGUAUUAUAUAUGUACAUACAUACCUAUGUUUCUAUUUACACAACACAUUUUCCUCUACUCAUAGGUACAUAUGUACGCAUGUAAAUAAACACACAAACAAGUGAUUGAAUGCAUUUGCAUUAUUCGCCGAUAUUCUUUAAGUGGCAUCACAUAUUAAACGCAAGUAAUACAAUCCAAACAGUACCUUAUAUGUACAUGUACAUUAUGUAUUGUAUGUAUGCAAGUACAUAUGUAUAAAUAAAUGAAAAUAAACUUAUAAGAAAAAGCA
Messenger RNA from Bactrocera dorsalis (oriental fruit fly), 7430 nucleotides. Its product is annotated as anoctamin-1. The record is from RefSeq and is a predicted model, not a curated record. Bases 321 to 3488 code for a protein of 1055 amino acids. Gene Ontology annotation, biological process: chloride transmembrane transport. Gene Ontology annotation, molecular function: chloride channel activity; protein dimerization activity. The transcript has 14 exons. NCBI's taxonomy places the organism in Eukaryota, Metazoa, Arthropoda, Insecta, Diptera, Tephritidae. Gene Ontology annotation, cellular component: plasma membrane.